AUGGUCAUUUAUUUCUCUUCUAUUGUGGCAAAUAGAUGGUUGGCAGUUCGUCUAGAAUUAGUUGGCAAUUUUAUUGUGUUUUUCUCUGCAUUUUCAGCUGUUCUAUUCCGCCAUACUGAUCAUGUAACUGCUGGAUUAGUUGGACUUUCUGUUUCUUAUGCUCUUUCUGUUACUCAAGUAUUAAAUUGGGCUGUUAGAAUGGCCUCUGAAUUGGAAACAAAUAUUGUUUCAGUUGAAAGAAUCAAGGAAUAUAAAGAAACACCAACUGAAGCAGCUUUGGAAACUCCAUCAGAAGUUUUUAAAGAUAAGAAAGAAGAAUUUUGGCCAGAAAAUGGGGAAAUUUUAAUUGAUAAUUUAGCUAUUCGAUAUCGGCAAAAUUUGGAUUUGGUAUUAAAAGAUGUUAAUGCACAUAUUUUGCCUCAUGAAAAAAUUGGAAUUGUUGGAAGGACUGGAGCUGGUAAAAGUUCUCUCGUUCUUGCUUUAUUUCGUUUGGUAGAACCAGCUUCUGGUAAAAUUAUUAUUGAUGGAAUUGAUAUAUCAAAACUUGGUCUUAAGCAAUUACGUUCUCGUCUUACAAUAGUCCCACAAGAUCCGGUACUUUUUUCUGGAACUUUUCGUGAAAAUUUAGACCCGUUUGGUCAUCAUUCUGACGAUGGUAUUUGGACAGCAUUAAAACUUACACAUUUGGAUGAAUUUGUUAAUACAUUACCGAAUAAAUUGGAUUAUAAAAUUAGUGAAGGGGGUACAAAUUUAAGUGUAGGUCAACGUCAAUUAAUUUGUUUAGCUCGUGCUGUUCUUCGCCGAUCAAAAAUUCUUGUUUUAGAUGAGGCAGCUGCCUCUGUAGAUCUUGAAACGGAUCAUUUAAUUCAACAAACAAUUCGUCGUCAAUUUGUUGAUUGUACAGUUCUCACAAUUGCUCACAGACUUCAUUCUGUAAUUGAUUCUACAAGAAUUUUAGUUUUUAGUGAAGGCCGGGUUGCUGAAUUUGAUACUCCAAUUAAUUUAUUUGCUAGACAAGAUUCUUUGUUUCGGGCUCUUUGUUUAGAUGCUGGUAUUAAUAGUAUUGAUGAUGUGAAUAAUGGAAAUGAUAAAGAAGAAAAUGAAGAAAAGAAACAGAAUUGA
Molecule: messenger RNA, 1122 nt
Organism: Meloidogyne enterolobii
Lineage: Eukaryota; Metazoa; Nematoda; Chromadorea; Rhabditida; Meloidogynidae
Source: the annotation of a GenBank genome assembly